AUGAGAAAAACUAAAGAAGGAGAUGAAAAAGAAGAGAAGGAAAUUAAAGCUUUGGAUGAAGCAGACAUAGCUUUAUUAAAAAGUUAUGGACAGGGACAUUAUUCUAAAGCUAUUAAACAAGUUGAAGAAGAUAUUCAGAGUAUUAUAAAAAGAGUUAAUGAAUUAACUGGAAUUAAAGAAUCUGAUACUGGUCUUGCACCUCCUGCUCUAUGGGAUUUAGCUGCAGACAAACAAGCGUUACAAAAUGAACAACCACUUCAAGUUGCAAGAUGUACAAAAAUCAUAAAUGCAGAUACUGAUAAUCCUAAAUAUAUAAUUAAUGUUAAACAAUUUGCUAAAUUUGUCGUCGACUUGGCUGAUUCUGUCGCUCCGACAGAUAUCGAAGAAGGAAUGAGAGUCGGAGUCGAUAGGAAUAAAUAUCAAAUUCAUAUUCCCCUACCUCCGAAAAUAGAUCCGACAGUAACAAUGAUGCAAGUCGAAGAAAAACCGGAUGUGACAUAUAGUGAUAUAGGAGGAUGUAAAGAACAAAUAGAAAAACUAAGAGAAGUUGUCGAAACUCCUUUACUACAUCCUGAAAAAUUUGUCAAUUUGGGAAUUGAACCCCCGAAAGGAGUUUUACUAUUCGGACCUCCAGGUACGGGGAAAACAUUAUGCGCAAGAGCUGUUGCCAACAGAACGGAUGCUUGUUUCAUAAGAGUCAUAGGUUCUGAAUUGGUACAAAAAUAUGUUGGAGAAGGUGCUAGAAUGGUUAGAGAAUUAUUUGAAAUGGCGAGAAGUAAAAAAGCAUGCGUUAUAUUUUUCGAUGAAAUCGAUGCCAUCGGUGGUGCCAGAUUCGACGAUGGUUCAGGCGGUGUCAACGAAGUACAAAGAACAAUGUUAGAAUUAAUUAAUCAAUUGGAUGGUUUCGAUCCUAGAGGAAACAUUAAAGUAUUAAUGGCGACCAAUAGACCGGACACGUUGGAUCCGGCACUCAUGCGUCCAGGUAGAUUAGAUCGUAAAGUCGAAUUCGGUUUACCCGAUUUGGAGGGAAGGACUCACAUAUUUAAAAUUCACGCGAGAUCCAUGAGCGUCGAAAGAGAUAUACGUUUUGAAUUGUUGGCUCGCCUUUGUCCCAACAGCACGGGUGCGGAAAUACGUUCGGUUUGCACGGAAGCCGGAAUGUUUGCGAUAAGAGCGAGAAGAAAAGUCGCGACGGAAAAAGAUUUCUUAGAAGCCGUUAAUAAAGUCAUUAAAUCCUAUGCUAAAUUUUCAUCCACUCCGAGAUACAUGACUUACAAUUAA
Molecule: messenger RNA, 1281 nt
Organism: Pediculus humanus corporis (human body louse)
Lineage: Eukaryota; Metazoa; Arthropoda; Insecta; Psocodea; Pediculidae
Product: 26S protease regulatory subunit, putative
Exons: 5
Coding region: 1-1281 (426 amino acids)
Biological process (GO): proteasome-mediated ubiquitin-dependent protein catabolic process
Cellular component (GO): proteasome regulatory particle, base subcomplex
Molecular function (GO): ATP hydrolysis activity; proteasome-activating activity; ATP binding
Source: RefSeq, a predicted model, not a curated record